This is a messenger RNA of Microdochium trichocladiopsis, 942 nucleotides long. RefSeq lists its product as uncharacterized. NCBI's taxonomy places the organism in Eukaryota, Fungi, Ascomycota, Sordariomycetes, Xylariales, Microdochiaceae. The transcript has a single exon. The record is from RefSeq and is a predicted model, not a curated record. Bases 103 to 669 code for a protein of 188 amino acids.
UUAUCUCGUCGUCCUGCGGACUUCAGCUGGGAGAAGCCACCGGGUCCCCGGCUGAUCGUUGCAUAAGCCCAGUUGGCAUCAUGAUCGGCUGGGUCGACCGCAAUGGCGAGCGAUGUUGAAGUUGUCCCAGCGCACUCGCAGGCGAGCUGCCCCAACUGUGGGUGGAGGAUCUCGUGGUCUAGACGCCGAGGGUGGCUGUCUUGUCAUUGGCUUGGAGCGCUCCAGGCGAGGCCAGCCAGGAUGUCCCUUGGACGGGUCGGCAGACAUUGCUCGCCGUGGAUGCAUUCAUCUGCCCAUAUUGUCCCUGCGCAACUCCCCUGGUCCAUGUAUCUGCAGUUCAGCUGCACCGGUAGCAGCAGCCGCAACAAGAGGCAAAUCGCCCCCUUCGCGGCAAAGCUACCCCGAGCACAGUGGUUACUGUUGUUGUGUGCUGACAACCCACGCCCAUGCAUCGGAUGCAGGCCGCCAGCCGCCGGGGCGGCCACUCUGAUGCCGUCGAUCAAUCUCUGCAAGGCAAGCCUGCUGCUGGCCACCGCCGCAGCGCACAAGCUGGUGGACAGUUUUGCUCCCGUGAAGCGCGUCGGAGUGAGAAGAGCGGUGUCGCGGCUGCACAAGCAAGUCUUGCAACUUUGCCCAACACGUUCUGGAUUUAUGCAUCACCCCCCGUAAGCUUAUCCAACUGGACGAACAAAAGACAGUCCGGGCUGCGGGAGCACACUUCUGUUCAUUAACACAUCAUGGCUCAAUGACGGGUGGCGUAAGAUUGGCAGGCAGGGAAUCCCACAAGUGGCGUGGAUGUAGCAUUCUGAAACGAAAAACAAAUUUUUGAGUUGCAGAAUAUUCCACGCCAACCUUCCAAGUGCCUCCCACGCAGCUGGUUCGUCCUGCGUGAUAGUUAGAGCCACAAGUUGCGUCUAUUGAAGCCUGAACUUAGGGACAGAA